This is a messenger RNA of Drosophila busckii, 1188 nucleotides long. It is a transcript of the gene Set, whose product is annotated as protein SET. Lineage: Eukaryota; Metazoa; Arthropoda; Insecta; Diptera; Drosophilidae. The record is from RefSeq and is a predicted model, not a curated record. Gene Ontology annotation, molecular function: histone binding; chromatin binding. Gene Ontology annotation, biological process: nucleosome assembly. The coding region runs from base 144 to 938 and encodes 264 amino acids. The transcript has 4 exons. Gene Ontology annotation, cellular component: nucleus; chromatin.
AUUUGGCACAGAAUUUGCAAACGCGCACAAAGUGUAAAAUAAAGUCGGCUUCUAUUCUCGACUGUACUUUGUUAAAUAAUUGUGCGAGCAUAAUUUAUUCGUUUAACUUAAAUUACACACUAAAAGUUUAGAAAAAGAACAACAUGUCGAGCGUACCAAAGCGACAAAAGUUGGAGCCUGCCGAUGGUAAUUCAUCCGCCGGUCCAAGCGAGGAGGAGUCUGAGGCGUUGGAGCUAAUAGAUGCCUGUCAAAAUGAGAUUGAUAGCCUGAACGAGAAAGCCAGCGAGGAAAUAUUAAAAGUGGAGCAGAAAUACAAUAAACUGCGUAAGCCUUGCUAUGAGAAGAGGAGUGAGCUUGUCAAGAGGAUACCCAACUUUUGGGUUACUUCUUUCAUCAACCACCCACAAGUAUCUGGCAUUCUGGAUGAGGAGGAGGAGGAAUGCUUGCACGCCUUAAAUAAAUUAGAGGUUGAGGAAUUCGAAGAUAUAAAAUCUGGCUAUCGCAUCAAUUUCCAUUUUGAUGAAAAUCCUUAUUUUGAAAACAAAGUUCUCACCAAGGAAUUCCAUUUGAAUUCGGCUGCAGCCUCUGAAAAUGGUGAGUGGCCCGCGUCGACAAGUACGCCAAUUCAAUGGAAGGAGGGAAAGAAUUUGCUUAAACAGUUGUUGACAAAAACCUAUGGCAACAAGAAGAAACGGAACUCUGACUAUAAGACCUUCUUUGAUUGGUUCUCGGACAAUGCUGAUCCCGUCAAUGAUGAGAUUGCCGAACUAAUAAAGGAUGAUCUAUGGCCAAAUCCGCUGCAAUAUUAUCUAGUGCCUGAUAUUGAAGUGGAGCCCGAGGAUGAAGACGAUAAUGAAGACAACGAGGAGGAAGCGUUUGAUGAUGACGACGGUGAGGAUGACGGAGAAGACGAAAUCGAAGAUGAAGAUGAUAAGUAAUCCGUGCGUAAUUUCAAAUUUCACUUAUUAGUUGUCCACAGUACUUUACCACAUGUAACUCUACCUUUUUGUGUGGUUAUAGUCGGACAAGAUAAUGCGCUGAACAACAUAAUCCCUUAUGUUGAAACACAAAUAUAAAUACAAGCUCCUUUAGACAGUUAAACAAAUAUGUUUUAAGCAAAUACGUAUUUCCGAAAAAUCCCAUCUACAAAAAGACCGGUUUUUUUAAAUACAAAAAUAAAAAGUGAAU